Symbiodinium natans is the source of this 330-nucleotide messenger RNA. NCBI's taxonomy places the organism in Eukaryota, Dinophyceae, Suessiales, Symbiodiniaceae. The record is from the annotation of a GenBank genome assembly.
AUGGACCGCUCGAAAUGGCCGGGUUCGCUGGCGCCAUCCGGCUGCGUGUACAACACGCAUGGAGCGGAGCAAAGCAUGGACGGGUCGCCAACGACCUGCCUCAAAGAGCAGCGGGGGGCGUUCCAUCCUGUGCUCCACCAACCAGGCAGGGCCAAGAUGCAACGGAGAGGAAAGCUUCAGAUCAACGAGAAGACGAACUGCGCGGACUGCGGUGCGAGAAAGCUUGAUGCGGCUGCCAUUAUAAGAUUGCGGGAGCGAAAGGAGGAUGAAAAGAAUAAGGAAAAACGAGUACUGCGAGGCCCUUCUUUUCGCACAUCAUCAAUCUCAUGA